Crotalus tigris (Tiger rattlesnake) is the source of this 1887-nucleotide messenger RNA. RefSeq lists its product as uncharacterized. The record is from RefSeq and is a predicted model, not a curated record. The transcript has 3 exons. NCBI's taxonomy places the organism in Eukaryota, Metazoa, Chordata, Lepidosauria, Squamata, Viperidae. Bases 602 to 1231 code for a protein of 209 amino acids.
CUCUCCCAGGCACCCUUUUUUUUUCUUAAAUACAACCCACCAUUAAAACCCCUUCUGGAAUGUGACAAGGGUCAAAAGUUUAAUUGGGAUUUAAACAGGAGGACACAAAAAUCAUCUAGUCUUUGGGGAAGAAAGGUGUUAAAAUGCUAAUCUCUGUGUGAAUUGCAGAUCGAAGUUUCCUGGGACUUUUUUUUUUUUUUUGCAAGGAUUUCCAGAGGGAGAUGGGCUUGAUUGAGAGUUUGCAAAUUCUGAUUGGAACCAAAUGGGCCGGGCCUUUCUUCUGAUCUACUGUCCCAUUGCGAUGUGCUCUUGCUUUGUUCAAGAUGUACCAUGGCCUUGUCAUCUUUAGACCUGUAUUGUAGAGUUGUAGACGCCACGGCUGGGGUCAGAGAACCAGGAGGAGCUAGGAGGAAUGAUAGAGUGAAGAAGCAGGAAUAGAUGACAUCUCAAGAAGGCCAACCUAUUAGAAGAUGUCCUGUUUGAGACUUUCUCCGGCCACAUGAGGUCCUGGUUUCCUUUCUCCUCCACUGGGCAGAGAUGAUGCUGUCAGAAUGUUGUCAAGAAUGCUGGGCGUGUCACGGAUUUCCAUGGCAAAGUCGCUAUGAAGUCAGCAUGGGGAGAAGUCAAGGCUGAGGAAACCAUGACCAGCUUUUCCAAUACUUUCCUACUUUUCUCCAUCUUUUUAAGGCCACACCUGUGUCAAGAGGACUCCAUGGAGAAGCAGGGAGUCAAGCUAGAUCUCCUCAUUGGCAUUAUGUGUCUGUUCAUGGUCCUCUUGAUCUUUCUGAUCCUUGGAUGCCUCUUGCUCCACUUCAGACUCUUCAGUAAAGACAUGCCCUUGAAGGAGGAUCUGAAAUCUUACACCAUCCAGACCCACUGUGUGGAGACAAAGAUUGUCCUCACUCCUCAGACCAACCAGUUGACUUCUUCUGAAUGGGCAGCACCUGAGAAACCAACAGCGGCUGUGUCCAAAGCCUGCAGCUCCACAUCACCAGAGCCCACACCCGACCAUAAAAGUGCCAUCAGCUACAUUUAUCAGAGCCAUUCCUCCGAAAGUCUCCACUUGGAUGAAACGGGAAGCAUUUACUCACUGGAGCAUGUCCAGGACCUGUACAGCUCCUCCUGGAAUGAUUCGAAGGAGUCUCUCACGAGUAGGAACUCCCAAGAGGAAGAUGGUGAGGGAAGUAACGAGUCAGGAAGCAUGAUACUUUGCACCAUCCACCCCAUGUGAUGAAGGAGACCAGCCAUUCCAGGAAGACUGGUGGACUGGACUGGCUUCCUUCGCUUCUGUAGAAGCCACGGCUUGGACUUGAGGGUCAGAACCUGCCAUUACGCCACUUUGAAAGGGCCUCCAAUCUAUGGCUGGCCUCCAUCUCUACUAACACUUUGGAGAAGUGUGUGGGAAGCCAACCUUCGUAUCACUUUGUUUUUCUUCUGGAAAGAAAGAAAGCAAGCAUUGGAAGCCUCCUAAGAUGCUGUUCAAAGUAGAGAAGAAGAAGGACUUGUCACUGCGAGUAGAAAUCCAAGGCAAAUUUCCACUAUGGGGAAGGAGAUGACCUAUUUGAGGAAUUAAAAGAUAUAAAUAGAAAUGCAAGGGGAAAACCUUCUAAUUAAUGACAUGGAAACGAAUGAUGGCAAGCGAUUUUACUUUUUUUUUUUUUUUUUUUACCAAAAUCCAAAUUGACUGAACAGCUGGACUGUCAGUGAACAAGGAAUGGCAAACAGGAAGGAAGGACAGGCUGAUGGUCCACAAAAAAGGGGAAAAAAAGGAACAGAAUGAUCAGCAAAGGGCCUGAUCAACGGGAUAUUUUAAUUGCCUUUUCUCACUCACCAUCCAGUUUGAAGAGCCUGCAGUUAAAAGAACUCAUGAAACAGCCUCCAUGUUCC